Danio aesculapii is the source of this 1974-nucleotide messenger RNA. RefSeq lists its product as uncharacterized. NCBI's taxonomy places the organism in Eukaryota, Metazoa, Chordata, Actinopteri, Cypriniformes, Danionidae. The coding region runs from base 112 to 1887 and encodes 591 amino acids. The transcript is spliced from 16 exons. The record is from RefSeq and is a predicted model, not a curated record.
UGUGCGGACAGUCCUGUAUUUAGUGAUGGUCAAAUAUAGUAACGGAUAGUGAAAGAUAACAGAACAGUCAUCAAGGUGUAGUAUCUGACUCCCAGUUGAAAAGCCAAAAGAAUGAACACCAAGGUAUUUGCAACCUGGGUGGUUCUUGUUACAAGUACACUCUUCUCACUCUCCACUCAAAGUUGUAUAACUCAGUGGUUUGACAAUGAUGACCCAACUGGACAAGGAGACUAUGAGCUUUUGUCUGACCUUCUCAUUACAUACUCUGGAGAAAUAUGUCCAAAUCCAGUUGGAAUUGAAGUUCGGACAGUCUCCGGCAUACUAGCAUCUCAAACAGGAAACAUCUUUCAAGUAAACAAUCCAUCAUCUGGGUUUGCUUGUGUAAAUGCCAACCAAGCAGGAGGAGUUUGUGCUGAUUAUAAAGUGCGCUUCACCUGUCCAGAAACAUGGUGUUCAAGUUGUAGAACACCCUGGUUUGAUCGAGAUAACCCCAGUGGACUGGGAGACUAUGAGACUCUGCCAUUAACCUUGUCGACAUACCCCCUUCAGGUCUGCGCUCAGCCCAUCGCCAUUGAGGUCGAAACUAUUAGUGGCACCCCCAUAUUGCCAACUGGAAACAAUUUUCAAGAAUAUGAUCCAAAACUGGGAUUUUCCUGUGUGAAUGCACAACAGAAUGGAGGGUGUCAGGACUACAAGGUCCGUUUUACAUGCCCAGUGAUUUUUUGCCAACCACAGUGUGUUACCAGGUGGUUUGAUUCUGAUAACCCUAACACUAAUGGGAGUGAUUCUGAGCUCUUGAGUGUCCUUCAAAGUACAAAUGCUGGGUACAUUUGUCCAAAUCCCCUUGGAAUAGAGGCUCAGACCAUCUCUGGCCAACCAGCAUCUCAAACAGGAAACGUCUUUCAAUCAUAUAAUCCAACAAUUGGAUUUUCCUGUGUAAACGCAAACCAGGCAUCAGGGAUGUGUGCUGAUUAUAAAGUGCGCUUCACCUGUCCAGAGCAAUGGUGUUCAAGUUGUAGGACACCCUGGUUUGAUCGAGAUGAUGCCAGUGGACUGGGAGACUAUGAGACGCUGCCAUUAAUCCAGAUAGCAUAUCCGCUACAGGUCUGCGCUCAGCCCAUCGCCAUUGAGGUCACAACCCUUAGCGGGACCCCUGCACUGCCUACCAGUUUUCCAGAUUAUGACCCGUUGCUGGGGUUCAAGUGUGUGAAUGGGGCCUGUCAGGACUACAGGGUCCGUUUCACAUGUCCAAAGACUUUUUGCAGUGGACAGUGUGUAACCAGGUGGUUUGAUUCUGACGACCCUACCACAAAGGGAGGAGAUUCUGAGCUCCUGACUAACCUUCUCAGUGCAUACUCUGGAUACAUUUGUCCAAAUCCACUCAGAAUAGAGGCUCAGACAGUGUCAGGCCAGUCAGCAUCUCAAACGGGAAACGUUUUUCAAGUAUAUGACCCUACAAAUGGGUUUUCCUGUUUAAAUGCAAACCAAGGAGGAGCCAUAUGUGCUGAUUAUAAGGUGCGCUUCACCUGUCCUGAAGAAUGGUGUUCAAAAUGUAUGACACCGUGGUUUGAUCGAGAUAAUCCUGGUGGAAUGGGAGACUAUGAGCCGCUGUCAUUAACCCCAACAGCAUUCCCACAACAGGUCUGCGCUCAGCCCAUUGCCAUUGAGGUUUCAACUAUUACCGGGACUCCUGUACUGCCAACUGGAAACCAUUUUCAAACAUUUGAUCCACUUCUGGGCUUUGAGUGUGUGAAUGAUUUUCAAAAUGGAUGGACCUGUCAAGACUACAAGGUUCGCUACAAAUGUUUUUGCAAGAUUGUAGGUCCCACAAUCGAAAGUCCCCCAUUUGAGUUUACAAACCUAACUGAUUUCCUAAAUGUAGGAUAAACUGCACUUUCAAUUUAAGUUCAGAUUAAAUGGGGAAAAAACAUUAACAAUAAAUGUUUUCUUGCAUUAUCCUUCAAAGUCUCUGCU